Molecule: messenger RNA, 1476 nt
Organism: Striga hermonthica
Lineage: Eukaryota; Viridiplantae; Streptophyta; Magnoliopsida; Lamiales; Orobanchaceae
Source: the annotation of a GenBank genome assembly
AUGGUGCCUUCUCGCGUGGCGGGAGGGAUGCCACAAUCAUCUUCGAGCUCUGGAAUAUUUUUCCAAGGGGACGGGCAGUCUCAGGUUGCUGGCAAUUCACAGCCGAGUUCAAACAUCAGCAACUCCAUGCACUCCAUAUCCGGACGAGCACGUGUCAAUGUGGGCCCGCUGUCGGGGGACGUCGGUAAUGCGGUCCUCAACAGCAUGGCAACCUCAGCACCCAGCAUUGGGGCGAGCUCUCUGGUCACUGAUGCCAACUCGGGGCUCUCGAGCGGGCCCCACAUGCAAAGAACUGCGAGUUUCAACUCAGAGUCCUACAUGCGCCUACCCACUUCCCCACUCUCGUUCACAUCCAACAACAUAAGCAUCUCUGGUUCGUCCGUCAUCGACGGGUCCUCUGCCGCGCAGCAAAGCUCCAAUCAAGACCUGACACAAGCCCAGCAAAAUCAGCACUCGAGCACCACAUCAUUGCACGGGUCGCGGAUGGGGCAGGUCCAGAUCCCUGUUGGACCCAGGGGCCCGAAUUCUUUCAUUCAGGACCCGAACACCAUGUCCCAGAUUCAAAAGAAGCCCCGCCUGGACAUCAAGCAGGAAGAUGUUGUUCUGCAGCAGAUUUUGCAGAGGCAAGACUCGAUUUUGCAGAAUCCGAAUCCUCAGCUGCAGGCUCUGAUCCAGCAACAGCGAUUAAGGCAGCAGCAGCAGCAGCAAAGAGAACAGCUUCUUCAGUCUAUGCCGCCUAUGCAACGGGUUCAGUUACUGCACCAGCAACAGCAGCAGCAGUUGAGACAACAGCUUCUGCAGCAGCAGGGCGUGCAGCCAGGUUCGGGAAUAAAACGCCCAUAUGACGGUGGUGUAUGCUCACGUAGACUAAUGCAGUACCUCUAUCACCAGAGACAACGCCCGGCUGACAACAAUAUUGCCUAUUGGAGAAAAUUCGUGGCUGAGGAUUAUUCUCCACGUGCAAAGAAGAGAUGGUGUCUAUCACUUUAUGACAAUGUCGGACAUCAUUCGCUAGGAGUAUUCCCUCAGGCAGCAAUGGAUGCAUGGCAGUGUGACAUUUGUGGUUCAAAAUCUGGAAGAGGUUUUGAAGCAACUUUUGAAGUACUCCCAAGACUCGAUGAAAUUAAAUUUGGUAGCGGCAUUAUUGACGAGCUUCUAUUUCUGGACUUGCCUCGGGAAUGUCGAUUCCCAUCGGGAAUGAUGAUGCUUGAGUAUGCAAAGGCAGUUUCAGAAAGUGUGUAUGAGCAACUCCGUGUGGUUCGCGAGGGUCAGCUUCGCAUUAUUUUCACCUCUGAUUUAAAGAUACUAUCUUGGGAAUUUUGUGCACGUCGCCAUGAAGAACUUCUGCCUCGUCGAUUGGUUGCACCUCAGGUGAAUCAAUUGCUGCAGGUUGCACAAAAGUGUCAAAGCACGAUAUCUGAAAGCGGGCCUGAUGGUGUUUCCCAACCAGAUUUACAGGCAAACAGUGUGAUGUGA